This is a messenger RNA of Sphaeramia orbicularis (orbiculate cardinalfish), 5026 nucleotides long. RefSeq names its product dynamin 3a (gene dnm3a). The record is from RefSeq and is a predicted model, not a curated record. The coding region runs from base 1385 to 3889 and encodes 834 amino acids. Gene Ontology annotation, biological process: receptor internalization; synaptic vesicle budding from presynaptic endocytic zone membrane. Gene Ontology annotation, molecular function: GTP binding; GTPase activity; microtubule binding. Lineage: Eukaryota; Metazoa; Chordata; Actinopteri; Kurtiformes; Apogonidae. The transcript has 22 exons. Gene Ontology annotation, cellular component: microtubule; plasma membrane; synapse.
UGUGCUAAAUCUUUUAUACUUUAAUAAGAUGAAUUGGGAAACUAAUAACAAAAGUGCUGGUCAGCUGAUGUUUUCAAUGCAUAUGAUAAAUGUUAUUAUACAUAUAUAUUGGUUUAUGUACAUUUAUACAGUAGAUUUCUAAAUCCUCCACAAGAAAGAACCUGAAAAGUGAAUGUAUUGUAAUGUGCAGACAGUGUUUUGAAGUUGAUAUGGUAGCUCUGAGACGACAUUCCUUUUGAGUAAAACCUAUUCUUAUCAAUUCUCAGAAUUUCACAUUUUGACCCAAGACUGUAUCUUGGAAACUACAGCCAAUCAGCAUUUUUGACUUAGUUUUUCCUUAUUAGUGACUUAAACUUGGUUAAGUUUCACAUCUUUUAUUCUGGAGGCAUUUUACUUGUAGACCAGUGUAAUGUAUUCAAACUAAAAGUACGUAGGAAAAUCUUGUUUUUUUUCCAGUAUAAAUAUAUUGGUAUUCAAUUAUUUUUGAACACAUGAUUAAAGACCAUUUUAUCUUCAUCACUAAGUGUGCUGUUUACAGAAAUGAACUCCACCCAUGGAUAUUUUGUAUUACAAAUUGACACCCAAAUGCAUGCUCGGUGCAAUAACAUAAGAGGUUUACAUUAUUUCAUCAUUAAAUUUAGCAUUCAGUUUCCCUUUCACUUGCUUUGAGUUUCAGUGGGCUGCAUGGUGCUUCACUCCCUCACUGCCAAAGAAUGCUGCAGUGUUAUUUACAGUAGAUGAAUCGUACACACUGGGUCCAGUUGCGAUGUUUAUAGGUUGCAGUGGAGCCCUACCCACAGCUGAAUUUUAAAUAGCUUUCAGACGAGGGCUGUCUUUCUUGGUGUUUGAUACAACUUACUAUAUGAUAAAUGCUACAAACUUCGUCUGCCUUCUUGAAAGUGGGGAGGAGGGGUACCCACCCAGUUCGUGUUGUUGAUUGUCGCGCAUGCGCAGAAAACAUAAUUCCGUUAGCUGUCAAAGUAGUCUGUUUUCUUCUUUAACCGUGGACCAAAAUGAAAGUGGACAUCGACUAGCGUGUUAAAUUUAUGUCGACUUUAGCGAACUUCAAGCCGCGAGGUUUUUAGAGCUUCUAAAAAUGCCUGGAGCGAGCUGGAAUCUGGGACUUGGUAUCUGCGAGUUCAAACUUGGACACUUACGUUAACGUUACCGGACUGCGUUAAAAAGCGACGACAUUUAAAGUUUCUGACUAAAAAGUCAACACCGAACUCACAUUCAAGAGGACUACACAGCUUUUUUCACUUUUUCUACGUUUUAUACAACAAGGAAGACACAAAGAAAGUUCUCUCUAACUAUGGUAGCUAACGUUACCUAGUCUCCUGGUGUAGCCUAGUACAAUAGAGGACGGACAGGUUACUCGGUUGCGAUGGGCAACCGCGGGAUGGAGGAGCUGAUCCCGCUGGUCAACCGCCUCCAAGAUGCCCUGGGCGGCGUGGGACAGACCUGCAGCCUUCACCUGCCACAGAUAGCUGUCGUCGGCGGUCAAAGCGCCGGCAAAAGCUCCGUCUUGGAAAACUUCGUGGGCAGAGACUUCCUUCCAAGGGGUUCAGGAAUUGUCACUCGCAGACCUUUAAUCCUCCAGCUUCUCACCUCCAACACAGAGUAUGGUGAAUUUCUCCAUUGUAAAGGAAAGAAAUUCACAGAUUUUGAUGACAUUUGUGGAGAGAUUGAAACAGAGACACAAAGACUUACAGGAAUCAACAAAGGCAUCUCUCCUAUCCCUAUUAAUCUACGGAUUUACUCACCACAUGUGCUCAAUUUGACCCUUGUUGAUCUGCCAGGCAUCACCAAGGUGCCUGUUGGUGACCAGCCUGCAGACAUAGAGUACCAGAUAAGAGACAUGAUCAUGCAGUAUAUCUGUAAGGAAAACUGUCUCAUCCUGGCUGUCACCCCAGCUAAUACUGACCUUGCUACUUCUGAUGCACUCAAACUGGCCAAAGAUGUUGACCCACAAGGCCAGCGCACAAUAGGUGUAAUCACUAAACUCGACCUCAUGGAUAAAGGAACAGAUGCGCUGGAAAUACUGGAGAACAGGCUGCUUCCCCUACGCAGAGGUUACAUUGGGGUUGUGAAUCGCAGUCAGAAGGACAUUGAUGGGAAAAAGGAUAUUAAGGCAGCUUUGCUUGCAGAGGAGCAGUUUUUCCAGUCUCAUCCGGCCUAUAGACACAUGGCUGCAAGAAUGGGCACCCCAUAUUUACAAAAAAUGCUCAACCAGCAACUGACAAACCACAUCCGGGACACUCUGCCAGCCUUCCGGUGUCAUCUGCAGAAUCAGCUUCUGACCUUGAACAAAGAGGCAGAAGAGUACAGACAAUAUGGUCCAGAUGACGCAGGACGUAGGACCAAGAUACUGCUAAAGUCAAUUCAACACUUGGCUGUUGACUUUGAGAAGCUAAUCGAGGGCUCAGGUGACAAAGUAGACACUAAUAAUCUUUCAGGAGGUGCUAGGAUCAACAGAAUCUUUCAUGAAUGCUUCCCUUAUGAACUGAUCAAGCUCGAGUUAGAUGAGCAAAAGCUACGUCGGGAGAUCACUUAUGCUAUCAGAAACAUCCAUGGUGUCAGGACAGGCCUGUUUACUCCUGAUCUGGCCUUUGAAGCCAUAGUGAAGAAACAGAUCUCAAGGCUAAAUGGGCCGUGUAUGAAAUUGAUUGACAUGGUCAGUCAGGAACUCCUCACCACUGUGCAUCAGUGCAUCAACAAGUUAAAUUCCUUUCCUAAACUGCGAGAUGAAACGGAGAAAAUUGUAACUACUGAAAUACGAGAACAAGAGAGUAAAUGCAGAGAUCAGGUUUUGCUGCUUAUUGAUGUGCAACUUGCAUACAUAAAUACCAAACAUGAAGAUUUUGUUGGUUUCACUAAUGCCCAGCAGACGCACAAUCAAAGCACUAAGAAGAUUGCAGCAGGAAUGGUAGGAAACCAGGCUGUGACCCCUCUCUCCAGUCUAAUAAUUAUACGCAAGGGUUGGCUGACCAUCAGCAACAUCAGCAUCAUGAAAGGUGGAGCCAAGGAGUACUGGUUCAUCCUCACAGCAGAGAGUCUGUCCUGGUUCAAGGAUGAUGAGGAGAAGGAGAAGAAGUACAUGCUUCCUCUGGACAACUUAAAACUGAGAGACACGGAGAAAGGUUUUAUGUCCAGCAAAUUCGCUUUUGCAAUCUUCAACACAGAGCUAAGGAAUGUGUAUAAGGACUACAAAUACCUCGAGCUGGCGUGUAACUCUCAGGAGGAGUUGGACAGCUGGAAGGCUUCGCUGUUGCGGGCUGGAGUGUACCCUGAGAAAGUCACUGUGGACGGACAGGGAAAUGGGGCGCCUGAAAACUUUACUGACCCCCAGCUGGAGCGUCAGGUGGAAACCAUCCGUAACCUGGUUGACUCCUAUAUGAGCAUCAUCUAUAAGACCAUCAGGGACCUAAUGCCAAAGACCAUUAUGCACCUCAUCAUUAACAGUGUGAAGGAGUUCAUUAGCUCUGAGCUCCUGGCCCAGCUCUACGCUCUGGGAGAAUGCUCAGCACUGAUGGAUGAAUCACCAGAGCAGCAGCAACACCGCGAGGAAGUGCUCCGCAAACAUGCUGCCCUGAAGGAAGCACUCUCUGUCAUCGGAGAGAUCUCCACCUCCACCUGCUCCACCCCUCUGCCCCCACCUGUCGAUUCCUCAUGGAUACAGCCCACCAGCCCCAGUCUACCUAGAAAAUCAGCGCCCGGUGGCAGGCUAGUGGUCCGCGGCCACGCCCCACCUGUUCCUCAGAUGACCACUCACAUUGCACCUACCGCCUCUGUAACCACCGAUGGCCUUAAGCAGCACCGCAGCCAACCCCAUCGCGCCCCUCCAAGUGUGCCAAAGAGGGUUCCACCAUCUAUCCCCAAUGUGAAGUGAGGGUUUUCUCUGUUCAGAAUGUCAUCAUCUGUCCAUCCCAGUGAUUCUUCAAGCUGCAGAUAACUACAACCCAGAGAGACCCGUGACCUGUGUGAUGUGUAAUCCAGCUGAAGCACUACGCUGGGCUUCUCUUUAUCUCCUAUGGGAACUGCUGUCUGCAAAAUUCACUCAGUCUUGGGUCUGUUUUGUAUAUAAUAUCAAUGGCCAUAAAUGCUGGAAUGUGCUCGGCUGUCUGCUGCUGACUUGUCUCAAGUGCCUUAAGAUUGUGUAAAUAAAAAUGUCAUUUAUUCUGCCGUAAAAGAUAAUACAUGCAUUAUUUUUACUGUUUGUGAAUAUUUGUAGCAGGACUGUACUGUCACCACUCCACCACCCAACUUGGUCUUCGAGUAGCAUUAGACCAGAAACGGGGAAAAAAAAAAUACUUGGCGGGUUGGGCUUAGUGGAAAAAAAUCUGAUUUAUUUCACCAACAUGUUUUGGCACAUGCUCUUUAUCAAAAUAAUUUACAGAAUGUGUGAAAAAUUCAGUCUGCAUAAUUACACUCUGCAAGAAGGCUGAAUUAUUAUCUUGUCCAGUGAGAACUCUGCUGCCAAAGGAUGUUCCCCUGAAAUGUCAAAGUACACGACAUAAUAAAACUAAAUAAAACCUCUCCCCAUCACAUAAUGUGAGCAUAAGUACCAACAGACUAUAAAUUAUGAAACGGGUGAAAAUUCAAAAGUGUUAAUACAGUUAAAACGUUUAACACAGUGUCAAACAGCCACAAUGACAAUAAAACUAUCAAUUUGAAUAAUAUCUUCUUUAAUUCCCCUUUGGGUAUAACCCUUUAGAACUGUAAAUCCAGAAAGCCACUUUUCUUAAGAACGUUAAAGUCACCCCCUUUGGCUCCGACGAUGUCCUGUACUAAUAAAAGAGAAAAUGACUGGCUACUGGGUGUUUUAAAGAACUCAUAUUUUCUGGUAAAUUAUCUUUCCAUAAGUGCCCUGUUUCCCUAACAUAUAUUUUACUGCAUGUGCCAUUUAUUUUCAUAGUUUUAUAUAUGAUUAAAGUUUGAUCUAUUACUCGUACUGACAGCUUUAAUGUCCAAGUAGUUCAUGAUGUGAAGCCUGUGAAGUGUUAGAUACUGAGGAGCACCUCUACAA